Tinamus guttatus (white-throated tinamou) is the source of this 782-nucleotide messenger RNA. Lineage: Eukaryota; Metazoa; Chordata; Aves; Tinamiformes; Tinamidae. The record is from RefSeq and is a predicted model, not a curated record.
CAUUUUCCAGGCUUGUAUAUUCAUCUGAUAUAAAUCUUAAAGAAGCUGAAGAAGUAGCUAUGAUGAAAAAAAUACUGGGACCCAAAUUAAUAAAAGAAAAUGAGAAUGCUGCUCUUCAGAACACUCAGAAUACAAAUGUAAAUUGUCUUGGAGAUAACAAAAGAACAACUGCUAAGCAGGAUUCUGUAAGUGGAGCAAAAGAAAUUGCUUGUUUGCCUUGCACUGAAGAAGAAAAUCCCGUAGUUAAUGCAGAAAGCGAGGAAGCUAGAACAGAGUCAAAUAUUUCAAAUCAUCUAUGUGCAGGUAAUUCCAAGCUAGAAACUGCAUCUGAAUUAGGAGAAGACUUAAUGAUGCUCUACAAGAAGUGUUGUUGUCCAGAUAUUACUAUUUGUGUAGAAGGCAAAGAGUUUCAAGCUCACAGGGCCAUUUUAUGUGCCAGAUCUAGUUACUUUGCUGCGAUGUUGAGUGGAAGUUGGGCUGAAAGCUCCCAAGAGCGCAUCACUCUUCAAGGCAUAAACCAUAUAGAAAUGAGUGUCAUCUUGCAUUUUAUAUAUGGAGGUAUUCUGGACUUUCCAGACAAAGUUGAUGCUGGCCACAUAUUGGGUAUUGCAGAUAUGUAUGGGCUAGAUGGACUGAAAGAAGUAGCUAUCUACAUUUUGAAGAGAGAUUACUGCAAUUUUUUCCAAAAGCCUAUUCCUGGAAAACCGCAACCUGUACUUGAAUGCAUGGCUAUUGCUCAUUCAUUGGGAGUGGAAAACCUAUAUGCUGCUUGCAUGAAGUAA